Labrus mixtus (cuckoo wrasse) is the source of this 6686-nucleotide messenger RNA. RefSeq names its product glutamate receptor, ionotropic, delta 2 (gene grid2). Bases 993 to 4067 code for a protein of 1024 amino acids. NCBI's taxonomy places the organism in Eukaryota, Metazoa, Chordata, Actinopteri, Labriformes, Labridae. Gene Ontology annotation, molecular function: glutamate-gated receptor activity; transmitter-gated monoatomic ion channel activity involved in regulation of postsynaptic membrane potential. Gene Ontology annotation, cellular component: plasma membrane; postsynaptic membrane. The record is from RefSeq and is a predicted model, not a curated record. The transcript has 16 exons. Gene Ontology annotation, biological process: modulation of chemical synaptic transmission; synaptic transmission, glutamatergic; monoatomic ion transport.
CUUCCCUCUCUCCCUCCCUCUCUCUUUCGCUCUCCCACACGGACGCGGCAUAUCUCCUCUUCACCAGCCACCGUGCGUGCCGGGGCUGACGCGUGUACCCGCAUACGGAGUGCGGACCGCGGAGCGUCGUUGCGCGCAUCCUCGCUUAAUUUUCUUCCUGAUAGCCGAGUCUACAAUUUUCCAAUUUUGACGCAGACAGGCAGAGAGGCUUUGGAGGUCUCUGUCUUUUCAUGUGAAAGAGCAUUCUCGGUCCCUGCAGGAAACUAAGAGACUAUUUCGGAAUAUGGUAUCUCUGCGUGGUAAUGCCAUGUGACAAGGCUUUUCAUUAGUCUGUUCCCCUCCAACAGAAGUCGCUGUGUGUUCUUGCGUUGGUGAUAUUUAAAGGGGGGGGGUAAGUGAACGUGAAAUAAUACAACAAAAUCUCCUGCAGUGAAAAUGGAAGUUUUGGCUGUCGGUUUGAUCCGCUGAAGCUGAAGCUGCUGCUGCUGGUGGAGGUUCGGUGAUUGGUGCAGGAGGGGGAAACUGCGUCGCCAGCUCUGAACGGCUGGGAAUCACGGGUCAUUAUAACAGUACCUGCUUUUUAAAAAAGAUAACUAGGUUUUCCCAUCACGUCAUCGAAUGGUAAAAUAUUAAUUCCUUUUAAUGAGCGACCAAAUCCUCCAGCCCCUCAGUUCACCUUAACGCAGCAGCGUUUGGAUGUGGUCUGUUUCCUCUGCGGCUCAGCGUCUCUCCGCUCGUCCUGAACAUGAUUUAAUGUUUGGAGCAAUUUCAACAGGGUACCAGGCUGUGACUACCGGGGAAUCUCUACUUUAUUUUCCUCCACGGACAAGCAAUCCCACACACGGCAGAGAUUACAGGGAAUUUCCUUAACCGCCCUACAGAUGGACUAAAAAAGAAGCCCACGGUUUCAGGAUUUUAACUCUGAUCGCUCUCGCCCAGAGAGCUAUUGGCUUUCUCUGAUUUUUUUUGGGGUGGAAAUAUUUCUGGACAACAUGAAAGUUAUCUCGGUUAUGUUGCUUGUCGCCGUGUUUUGGAGCCAGGAGUGGAAGUCGGCGCUCUCGGAUUCAAUCAUCCACAUCGGGGCCAUCUUUGACGAGUCGGCACGGAAAGAUGACGAGGUGUUUCGCCUUGCUGUGGCCGAUCUCAAUCUGAACAACGAGAUCUUGGAGACGGAGAAGAUCACCAUCUCUGUGGAGUUCGUUGACGGGAACAACCCCUUCCAGGCGGUGCAAGAAGCCUGUGAGCUGAUGAACCGUGGUAUCCUGGCUCUGGUCAGCUCUAUCGGCUGCAUGUCAGCAGGAAGCCUUCAGACUCUGGCCGAUGCCAUGCACAUCCCCCACCUCUUUAUCCAGCGGUCCCCAGCGGGAUCACCCCGAUCCUCCUGCCCACAAACCAGUCGGGUUCCUGGAACAGAUGACUAUACCCUAAUGGUCCGCCCACCCGUCUAUCUCAAUGAGGUCAUCAUGCAGGUGGUGUCUGAGUACAGCUGGCAGAAGUUCAUCGUCUUCUAUGAUUCCGAUUUCGAUAUCCGUGGUAUUGAGGAUUUCCUGGACCGGACAUCUCAGCAGGGUAUGGACGUGUCCCUUCAGAAGGUGGAAUCUAACAUCAACAUGAUGAUCACAAGUAUGUUCAGGACAAUGCGUGUGGAGGAGCUGCACCGCUACAGGGACACACUACGCAGAGCCGUGCUGUUCAUGAGCCCUGCUACCGCCAAGGCCUUCAUCACUGAGGUGGUGGAGACCAACUUGGUAGCCUUCGAUUGUCACUGGAUCCUGAUUAAUGAGGAGCUCUCCGACUACGACUUGCAGGAGUUAGUCAUGAAGUCAAUCGGCCGGCUGACGUUGGUGCGGCAGACGUUCCCCAUGCCCCAGAACGCGACUCAGCGCUGCGUCAAACACAACCACAGGAUCAACACGUCCCUCUGUGACCCUAAAAACCCCAAGUCUCAGCAGCUGGAGAUCACCAACCGCUACAUCUACGAUUCUGUGCUGUUGCUGGCCAACACCUUCCACAGAAAGUUGGAGGACAGGAAGUGGCACAGCAUGGCCAGUCUGAGCUGCAUCCGGAAGAACUCCAAACCAUGGCAGGGAGGCAAGAGCAUGCUGGAUACUGUCAAAAAGUUCGGAGUGAGCGGCCUCACCAGUUUCCUAGAAUUCACCGACAAUGGCAGCAACCCGAACAUCUUCUUCGAAAUCCUGGGAACAAAUUAUGGAGAAGACAGGGGCCGGGGAGUCAGCAGGCUUGCUACGUGGGACCCGGUUCAUGGCUUGAACGGCACGCUGACAGACAGGAAAUUGGAAAAUAACAUGAGAGGUGUGGUGCUGCGAGUGGUCACAGUUCUGGAGGAGCCGUUUGUAAUGGUGUCAGAGAACGUUCUGGGGAAACCGAAGAAGUAUCAGGGCUACUCCAUCGACGUCCUGGAUGCUCUGUCCAACUACCUGGGUUUUAAGUACGAGAUCUACGUCGCUCCAGAUCACAAAUACGGCAGCCUGCAGCCUGAUGGCCAGUGGAACGGACUGAUGGGAGAAUUGGUCUUUAAGCGCGCCGAUGUGGGACUCUCUGCCCUGACCAUCACGCCUGAGCGAGAGAGCGUUGUGGACUUCACCACACGCUACAUGGAUUAUUCUGUGGGCGUUCUGCUGCGCAAGGCCGAGCGCACCAUGGACAUGUUCGCCUGCCUGGCACCCUUUGACCUGUCGCUGUGGGCGUGCAUCGCGGGCACCGUGCUCCUCAUUGGAAUCCUGGUGUACUUACUCAACUGGCUCAACCCACCCCGACUCCCCAUGGGCUCGGUGUCCUCGACUACACUCUACAACUCCAUGUGGUUCGUGUACGGCUCCUUUGUACAGCAAGGUGGAGAGGUUCCCUACACCACUCUUGCGACGAGGAUGAUGAUGGGCUUCUGGUGGAUGUUUGCUCUCAUUGUUAUCUCCUCUUACACCGCCAAUCUUGCAGCCUUCCUCACCAUCACACGCAUUGAGAACUCCAUACAGUCUCUCCAGGACUUAUCCAAGCAGACGGAGCUGCCUUAUGGUACAGUAUUAGACUCUGCAGUGUACGAUCAGGUGCGCUCCAAGGCCAUGAACCCCUUUGAGAGAGAUCCCAUGUACUCCCAGAUGUGGCGAAUGAUUAACCGCACCGGAGCAGGAGAAAAUAACGUGGAUGAGUCAAAAGAAGGCAUCCGUAAGGUGAAGUACGGGCGGUUCGGCUUUGUGUGGGACGCAGCAGUGCUGGAGUACGUCGCUAAUAAUGACGAGGACUGUUCCUUCUACACCGCCAGCAACAGCGCACCAGACCGUGGAUACGGUAUCGCCAUGCAGCACGGCAGCCCCUACAGAGACAUUUUCUCCCAGAGGAUCUUGGAGCUCCAGCAGAACGGGGACAUGGACAUACUGAAACUCAAGUGGUGGCCCAAGGACAGCCCCUGUGACCUCUACAGCUCAGUCCAGACACGACAGCGUGGCAGCGCCCUUGACAUCCAAAGCUUCGCGGGCGUUUUCUGCGUCCUUGCAGCCGGUGUGGUGCUCUCCUGCCUCAUUGCCAUGGUGGAAAGCUGGUGGACAAGACGGAAGGGAUCGAGGGUCCCCUCCAAGGAGGUAUGGGGGAUGGAUGAGGACGAUAAGGAGAUCGACCUGGAGCACCUACACCGCCGGGUUAACAGCCUGUGCACCGAGGAUGAAAGCCCCCACAAGCAGUUCUCCACCUCUUCCGUCGAUUUAACGCCCCUUGACAUGGAUGCGCUGCCGGCCGCGCGCCAGGCACUCGAGCAGAUCAGCGAUUUCCGCAACACCCACAUCACCACCACCACCUUCAUCCCCGAGCAGAUCCAGACCCUCAGCCGCAGCCUCUCUGCCAAAGCCGCCGCUGGGUUUUCCGCUGGUUUCGGUAGCGGCGGCGUCCUCCAGGACCACCGGACUGGCGGGGUGGGUCCUUUCAGGCAGAGGGCCCCCAACGGUGGCUUCUUCCGCAGCCCCAUUAAAACAAUGUCCUCCAUCCCCUACCAGCCCACAGGUCCAGGACCCAACUUUGGAUACGGCAAUGAUCCAGACAGGGGCACCUCUAUAUGAGGAGCUGCUAAGGAUACGAGUGGAUCAGGAGGAAGAGAAGGAGGUGGAGCAGAUGGAGGUGUCAAGGUGGCAAGGGUCGGUCUUUGGAUGAUAGAACAAAUAAGCUACGCUAAAAAGUCAGAAGAUCCGUGUACAUAGGAAUCUCAAUGUUUUUUCGGUUUCUGCUUGGGUGUUACCAUUUUGUGUGUGGAGAAGACGGAGGAGGUGGAACUCAGUUUGGGCGUUCCCUUUCCCCCAUGCUGGUGAGGUGCAAAACGGGAAUGGAGACGGUGGAGCUUGAUUCUUUGCUUUAUUGUUGUUGUUCUCGUGAUUGUUUGGGGGAUUAUUUUUGGGGAAUACGUGAGGAAGGGGAUCUUUUUUUAUUGUUUGUGUUGUAUGAUAUGGGGACUGCCCCGUAUAAUGGAGACGACUUGACUAUUGCUUUUUGAACCCCACCUGAGAGGUUUACGUUACACUUCUCCAACCACAGGAAACACUUUCUGUGGGCUCCAGGGCAGCCAAUGGUGGAGACCUGUUGGUUUCAGUAGCCAUGUAACAACUCCAUGGGGCUCACACUACCAAGCAAUUAUGGGGCGAGUUGGUUAAAAAAGAAAUAUAUAAUAGUUGUUUUUUCUGAAGCCCAUUAUGAAGCCCCUUGUGGUUUUAUGAAGGUCCCAUCUCAGUGAAUUCUGGAAGAUUCCACAUUUUUCUCUGCCUUUUCACAAUGUGGGAGCCCAUACUGAGUAUCUCUCGACCAUAACCUGGGGUUCUAAAUGUGUGAGCAUCUCCAAGAAGGUGUCCACACAGUGGCCUGACUUUCCAGCUGAACGCGUGUUGACACCAUCAUGGUGCAUCGGUUUGGGAAAAACCACUGAAACGCCAUGUCAGUGCAACAGUAUGACACCGUACAAUCACCAGUUCGGUGUGUCGAUCUUAAAACUUUUUUCUGCCAUUUUGGUGCAUCAGCCUGAAACUGUUUUCGCCAUUUUGAUGCGCAUUAAAGACUCUUUGUCAGUCCCACUGCACUGUACCAGUGCCCACAGACCUGUAAGUGAUUGUAUGUAGAUCUGACCUUUUUCUUAUCUCACCUGUAUUGUGCUCUCUGCUUUUCAAGACAAGGUGAGAUCAGACUCUCAGAGGGAUACUUAAAAGGGAAGAUACAAAAAACAACUUGGGUGAAAAAAAUACAUAAAAGACAAGCCGAAAGACUUAUGCUUAUUAUAUGUCUUUUAUUGAAUUUUGUUUUUGAAAAAAUAGAUUUUAAUGCGUGGAAUGUGUUUUGGUCAGGAAGUACAAAAAAUAACAUUGUUCUGAGCUGUCUACUUGUUUUUUAUUUUCUCUCUCGGCAAACUUUGAAAAACUGCUAAAUGAGUGCUGUAGUCUCUGGUUUUGCAUCAUUAAGUCAUUUUACUUUUGAGUUUUCUUUGUUUCGCUUAAGUUCGUGCUGCCAUGACCUGGGUGUUUUAAAGGCUCAUUCUGGGAGGUCAUGAAUCAGGUUCAAGUGGUGAGAUGGGAGCUCAAUGUAUGUUGAGGAGAAGCCAUCGCAGCAGCAUCUUCAGUACCAGCCUUAUAUGUCAACUAGCUAGCUGUACCCUCCCUAACUUCCAGCUAACGAAAAAUAUCACCGUGUACUGGAAGCAUUUCAGAGCAGCAAAUCGGUGGUUGUGCUUCAGGGUCAUCAGAAUGUCAUGAAGAGACAACGGCCAUCUGAACCCAACGGCUGCCUUUGAUGCCAUGAGUCCGAAAUAUCCUUUUAUUUCAUGUCUGUAAUGUUAAGGGUACUGUUUAUAUGACUUGUUUUUUAAAGUGCCAAUUAAUUCAAAUGAGACCAUUAAGGUGCAUUUUGGGGCGGGGGUUGCAGGGAAAAGGUCCGUUAAUAGCAUUAAAGGAAUAUUUUGUGGAUCGGGGGGUUAAAUGGAACCAAAUCUUUUUCACUAACACUGUAUUAAUAAUUGAUAAUGUUAGUUGUUUAGAUCAAGUUUUCGGUUUGUUAUCUUUAAGAACUAAAACUGCAAAAUGUUGUGCGUAGAGAACUCAGUCAAGCCACAGUGUUUUAAAGCAAAGCAUUCUUAGGCAUUCUUUUCUUAUAUUAGGCUACAGUAUGGCUACUGAAUGACAAAUAGGACACAGACAUUUAAAAGGUUUUAUUUAGUAUAAAUGAAAGAGACAUUAUACAAAUGUAUAUUUUACAUGUUGAUGCUAUUUUUGUUUAACAAAAAGAAAAAAAGAGUAUAUCAUGACGAGCUUUAGUGUUGAGUUUAGCAGCCACAUUAUUGCAUUUGGUUUCCCUUUCUCUGCCCAUGGUCGACUUAAACACAUAAAGACACAAACUCGGCUUUUCUCACGUCAUCUUGAGUUCAUUUUAUGAUUUGCUGGCUAAAUAACAAAAAGCGGCAAGUUGAUGAAAAAGAAAGCAUGCACAAACUUGCUCUUGCGCUAUCUGUUAACAUUUUUUAAUUUCAGACAUAGAACUACAGGAUUUACUUGAUAAUUUUCAAAACUUUAUGAUGUACAGUAUUUAAUAUAGGCCUAUUUUGUUGUAUGUGUUGCAUAUUAUUCAAAAACUGAACAAACUGGGGCCUCUGUUACAAGUGGCAAAGCUUUCUGUGUAUAAUUUGUCUAAUAAACAGGUUUUCUACA